Messenger RNA from Apodemus sylvaticus (European woodmouse), 4605 nucleotides. It is a transcript of the gene Bcr, whose product is annotated as BCR activator of RhoGEF and GTPase. Lineage: Eukaryota; Metazoa; Chordata; Mammalia; Rodentia; Muridae. The coding region runs from base 330 to 4145 and encodes 1271 amino acids. The transcript is spliced from 23 exons. Gene Ontology annotation, biological process: intracellular signal transduction; protein phosphorylation; positive regulation of GTPase activity. Gene Ontology annotation, cellular component: membrane. Gene Ontology annotation, molecular function: protein serine/threonine kinase activity; GTPase activator activity; guanyl-nucleotide exchange factor activity. The record is from RefSeq and is a predicted model, not a curated record.
GGCCCGCGGCGGGCCUGCCCUGCGGAGGACGGCUCCCGCCGCCGCGCGCGCCGCGGAGCCCCGCACACAAUAGCGGCGUGCGCAACCCCGCGCCCUUCCCCCGCCCGCGCGCGCCCCCCACCCCCCGCCGCCGCCGCCGCCGCUGCCGCCGCCGAGCCUCCCGCCUCACCUGCGGCCCCGGGGGGCGGGCAUUGUUCGCCGCCGCAGCCGCGGAGCCAUGGGAGCCACCGGGCUCCCAGGGACGGGCCCGGUGAGAACGUCGCGCCGUCGUUGAGCCGGGCUCCGGGCUCCGGCGCGCAGCUCCGCGGCGCAGGUGAGCCGGCCGCGCCAUGGUGGACUCAGUGGGCUUCGCCGAGGCGUGGAGGGCGCAGUUCCCGGACUCGGAGCCUCCGCGCAUGGAGCUGCGCUCGGUGGGUGACAUCGAGCAGGAGCUGGAGCGCUGCAAGGCCUCCAUUAGGCGCUUGGAGCAGGAGGUGAACCAGGAGCGCUUCCGCAUGAUCUACCUGCAGACGCUGCUGGCCAAGGAGAAGAAAAGCUACGAUCGGCAGCGCUGGGGUUUCCGCCGCGCAGCGCAGCCCCCGGACGGCGCCGCCGAGCCCCGAGCGUCCGGCCCGCGCCCGCCACCCGUGCCCGCCGACGGCGCAGACCCGGCGCCCGUCGUCGAGGAGUCCGAGGCGCGGCCGGACGGAGAGGGGUCACCGAGUAAGGGACGGCCGGCGUCCGCCCGCAGGCCAGCGGCUGCUGCGCCGGCGGAUCGCGAUGACCGAGGACCCCCCACAAGCGUGGCGGCUCUCAGAUCCAACUUCGAGAAGAUCCGCAAGGGACCUGCCCAGCCCGGCUCUGCCGACGCCGAGAAGCCCUUCUAUGUGAACGUCGAGUUCCACCACGAGCGAGGCCUGGUGAAGGUCAACGACAAAGAGGUGUCCGAUCGAAUCAGUUCCCUGGGCAGCCAGGCCAUGCAAAUGGAGCGCAAGAAGUCCCAGCAGAGCGCCGGGCAGGGCUUGGGAGAAACACCCAGACCGUAUUACCGUGGGCGCUGCUCGGAGAGCAGCUGCGGCCUCGACGGUGACUAUGAGGAUGCAGAGCUGAAUCCCCGCUUCCUGAAGGACAACCUAAUCAAUGCCAACGGGGGCAGCAGGCCCCCUUGGCCGCCCCUGGAGUACCAACCGUACCAGAGCAUCUACGUCGGUGGUAUGAUGGUGGAAGGGGAAGGCAAGAGUCCUCUCCUGCGAAGCCAGAGCACUUCAGAGCAGGAGAAGCGCCUCACCUGGCCCCGCAGGUCCUACUCGCCUCGGAGUUUUGAGGACAGCGGAGGUGGCUACACCCCGGACUGCAGCUCCAAUGAGAACCUCACCUCCAGCGAGGAGGACUUUUCCUCUGGCCAGUCCAGCCGCGUGUCACCAAGUCCCACCACCUACCGCAUGUUCCGGGACAAGAGCCGCUCACCCUCGCAGAAUUCACAGCAGUCCUUUGACAGCAGCAGCCCCCCGACGCCACAGUGCCAGAAGCGGCACCGGCAGUGCCAGGUUGUGGUGUCUGAGGCUACCAUCGUGGGUGUCCGCAAGACCGGGCAGAUCUGGCCCAGUGAUGGGGACAGCACCUUUCAGGGGGAAGCAGAUUCCUCCUUUGGAACACCACCUGGCUAUGGCUGUGCCGCAGACCAGGCUGAGGAACAGCGCCGGCACCAGGACGGGCUGCCCUACAUCGAUGAUUCACCUUCUUCCUCGCCACACCUCAGCAGCAAAGGCAGAGGCAGCCUGGCCUCAGGCGCCCUGGAGCCCACCAAAGUGAGUGAGUUGGAUUUGGAAAAGGGCUUGGAGAUGAGAAAGUGGGUUUUGUCCGGAAUCCUGGCCAGCGAGGAGACGUACCUGAGCCAUCUGGAGGCCCUGCUGCUGCCCAUGAAGCCUCUGAAAGCCGCUGCCACCACCUCUCAGCCUGUGCUGACCAGCCAGCAGAUUGAGACCAUUUUCUUCAAAGUGCCUGAGCUCUACGAGAUCCACAAGGAGUUCUACGAUGGGCUGUUUCCCCGAGUGCAGCAGUGGAGCCACCAGCAGCGUGUGGGUGACCUCUUCCAGAAGCUGGCCAGCCAGCUGGGCGUCUACCGAGCCUUCGUGGAUAACUACGGAGUGGCCAUGGAAACGGCAGAAAAGUGCUGUCAGGCCAACGCUCAGUUUGCAGAAAUCUCUGAGAACCUGCGAGCCAGAGGCAACAAGGACGUCAAGGACCCGACGACCAAGAACUCUUUGGAAACUCUGCUCUACAAGCCUGUGGACCGGGUGACGAGGAGCACGCUCGUCCUUCACGACUUGCUAAAGCACACGCCGUCCAGCCACCCCGACCAUUCCCUGCUACAAGACGCCCUCCGCAUCUCUCAGAACUUUCUGUCCAGCAUUAACGAGGAGAUCACGCCCCGCCGGCAGUCCAUGACGGUGAAAAAAGGAGAGCACCGGCAGCUGCUGAAGGACAGCUUCAUGGUGGAGCUGGUGGAGGGGGCCCGCAAGCUGCGCCACAUCUUCCUGUUCACGGACCUGCUCCUCUGCACCAAGCUGAAGAAGCAGAGUGGAGGCAAAACCCAGCAAUAUGACUGUAAAUGGUACAUUCCGCUCACGGACCUCAGCUUCCAGAUGGUGGACGAAUUGGAGGCACUACCCAACAUCCCUCUGGUGCCAGAUGAGGAACUGGAUGCCUUGAAGAUCAAGAUCUCCCAAAUCAAGAGUGACAUCCAACGAGAGAAGAGAGCCAACAAGGGCAGCAAGGUCAUGGAGAGGCUGAGGAAGAAGCUGUCGGAGCAGGAGUCACUGCUGCUCUUAAUGUCCCCCAGCAUGGCCUUCCGGGUUCACAGUCGCAACGGCAAGAGUUACACAUUCCUUAUUUCCUCGGACUACGAGCGAGCGGAGUGGAGAGAGAGCAUCCGGGAGCAGCAGAAGAAAUGUUUCAAAAGUUUCUCUCUGACAUCUGUGGAGCUACAAAUGCUGACCAACUCAUGUGUAAAACUUCAGACUGUUCACCACAUUCCACUGACCAUCAACAAAGAAGAUGAUGAGUCUCCUGGACUCUACGGCUUCCUGCAUGUCAUUGUCCACUCGGCCACCGGGUUUAAGCAGAGCUCAAAUCUGUACUGCACCCUGGAGGUGGAUUCCUUUGGAUAUUUUGUGAAUAAAGCGAAGACUCGAGUCUACAGGGACACGACUGAGCCGAACUGGAAUGAGGAGUUUGAGAUAGAGCUAGAAGGCUCCCAGACCCUGCGGAUUCUAUGUUACGAAAAGUGUUACAACAAGAUGAAGAUGACGAAGGAGGAUGGCGAGAGCGCAGACAAGCUCAUGGGGAAAGGCCAGGUCCAGCUGGACCCCCAGACCCUACAGGACAGAGAGUGGCAGCGGGCUGUCAUCGACAUGAACGGGAUUGAAGUGAAACUCUCCGUCAAGUUCACCAGCAGGGAGUUCAGCCUGAAGAGAAUGCCCUCCCGCAAACAGACAGGGGUCUUCGGCGUCAAGAUUGCCGUGGUCACAAAGAGGGAGAGGUCCAAGGUACCCUACAUUGUGCGCCAGUGUGUGGAGGAGAUCGAGCGCCGUGGCCUGGAGGAAGUGGGCAUCUACCGAGUGUCUGGAGUGGCCACAGACAUCCAGGCACUGAAGGCGGCCUUUGACGUCAAUAACAAGGAUGUGUCGGUGAUGAUGAGCGAGAUGGACGUGAACGCCAUUGCCGGCACGCUGAAGCUCUACUUCCGGGAGCUGCCCGAGCCCCUCUUCACUGACGAGUUCUACCCUAACUUCGCAGAAGGCAUUGCUCUUUCAGACCCUGUCGCAAAGGAGAGCUGCAUGCUGAACCUGCUGCAGUCCCUCCCAGAGGCCAACCUGCUCACCUUCCUCUUCCUCCUGGACCACUUGAAAAGGGUAGCUGAAAAGGAGACGGUGAACAAGAUGUCCCUGCACAACCUUGCCACAGUCUUUGGCCCCACGCUGCUUCGGCCCUCAGAGAAGGAAAGCAAGCUCCCUGCCAACCCCAGCCAGCCCAUCACCAUGACUGACAGCUGGUCCCUGGAGGUCAUGUCCCAGGUCCAAGUGCUGCUGUACUUCCUGCAGCUGGAGGCCAUCCCUGCCCCCGACAGCAAGAGACAGAGCGUCCUGUUUUCCACUGAAGUCUAAAUAAUCCUCGCGUCAGUCAUCUCAUUAACGAGGCCUACAGAAUGACCUGGAAACAUGUGAUCAGAGAACCCACCCACGGAGUGGGAAGGAGACCCUUCCUGCGGUGUAAUUCAGCCAUUCCGAAGCUCUGGGCCCUCUGCCAAGAGACAAGUACCCAAAGCGAAAGGCCGAGGGGCCCACAGGAGUCCAGGUGUGUCCGACUGCAAGCCCCAGGAUGGCCCUAGACUGUACCUUUCCCUUGUUGCCACCAGAGGGCGCGCCAAGCCAGCCCAUCUGCAAGCCCGCGGACAAGGGAAAAAGAGGCGGAGAGGAGUGUGGUUUUUACGGAAUCUAAUUUAUCAGAGUUUUAAAAAAAAAAUAUCUACUGGAUCAUUUGUUCCAAUGUACCCUCUCUGGGGAAUAGGGAUACUGUCAGAUCCCUUACUAUUGUGUCUUGAAUAAACACUGCUGCUGCUUCAUA